CUUAAUGUUCAAGAUUGGUUUUCUGAUCUACAAAAAUACGCAGGUACAUCCAUAAUUAGUUGCUCUCUUAUAUCUUCUUCUCCUGUCUUAGUGGGAUUCAGACUCAAACAUACGGAAUGUGCGUAAAGAGCCGCCUAUGCUGGACGCAAAAUGCUCUGCCCACCGGGCGCCGUCGCGUUCUGCUGCCUGCGUUCCUCUCCAAGGAUGAUGAUAAGGCGCAUGGAUGCUCUCGUCCCAGACCUCUCUUCUAAAUGUGAUAAUACUAACAUCAUUUUCUACAACGACCCCUUAAUCUGAUCCCCUUUUUUUAUUUUAUUCCAUCCUCCCCCUCUUCGUGUGCGUUUACGUGUGUGUGUGGAUUGUGUUCGUCUUCAACCUGCCAUCGCUGUAGCCCCCCGUGUUGCGUUGGCGCUGCGGAAUAGCUUACAAGAAGGAGAAGAAGAAGAAGAACAAGAGCCAGUUCAGAGCCGUGGAAACAAGCGGAUCAAUGUAAGGGGGGGAAAGGACGGAGGCUGGAAAACUGACGAUCGAGGAGGGAAGGACGAGGAGAAAGGGGGGAAAAAACACACCGACCUCACGCUGCAGCCGCUGAAACAUAAAGGUACGUGUGUGUUGGAUGUACAGGUACUGAAAUGGCCGGCGUAAUUAUUGCAUUUGUUACCUAAUCUGUAUGGAUGCUCGAAUCAGUCAUAAGAUUGUACAGAUUGAAUCACCAAAACGUGCAAAGGUUGUAUGGAUGCAUGUAAAUAAUUAAUAUCAGCAAUAGAUACCGUCAGCGUCGAUGUCUGACGAAGACGGCUGUGGUAGUCCUUGUGGAUACAUUUUAAUAACAUGCCGCCUUAUGUAAGAGUGUGUGUUGCAAAUGUCCACAUUCACUCUUUUCUUGAAAAUACCAAGUCUAUAUGUCUCAGUUUUUGGGUGCAGUCUUGUUGUCAUUACCCCGAAGAGAGGGAGAGAAUGGAUGCAAGCCAUUUUGUAAUGCAGCAUGUGCAGAAUUAGGCCUAUUCAGAAUUUCAAUUGCGUUCCCGAGAAGGUGCGCCGUAGUGAGCGCAGCUGCAUAGAUGAAUAAGGCCAUUCUGUUGAAUUGUAGGAGAUAUUAUGCUGGAGGCUAUAUGAUGGGGACAGAUUGCAGAUUAGAAGCUAAGGCUGCUGGAGAAAAUAGCUGAUCAUUGUUUUGUUUCUUCAUUUUUCAUGCGGUGAUGAAAGAAAAAAGAAAGAGACUAUUUUUGCCAGGAGUGAAAAAUGGGAAACUUGGCAUGAAGCUGCUUAAACCAAAAAAUCUCAAAGCACAGGUUGUUACAAAACCGCUGAAAUGCGUCCCAUCCAUCCCCUGAUUCCCACGUCCUAAACCAGUCUAGUGUUGUCAUAGUUACAGCAGAUGAUGUUGGCCCUGCUGCACCUGUGUCGCUUUGUGUUCAUCUGUAAAUACAUGAGGUCUAAUUGGGCCUGAUACAGGAAGCAUCCCACAUCCACACCAAGCUCGAAAAACAAAGCCCACCACUGUAUUUUUAAAAAAACACCUUAUAAACCUUAAUGACUGUGUUUUGGAGAGAAAGCAUUGAUACAAUCAGGCGCUGACGAUGAUGUGAUUGGUUUGUAGCAAUUGGUCAGCAGCUUGCAGCUAAUUUGUCUUUUCGCGACUGAGCGCUUUCUCAGGCCUGAUCGAAUAAUCAAUAUCUACAUGGUUGCAAUCUGCUCUUGACAUGGAAAAAACAGCAAAGAUCAAGAAAAAGAAAUACCUGAGUGAAAUUGUAUUGAAAAAAAAAAAACCCAAUAAAGACAAUGUUUGAAGCAUGAUAUAUAGAAAAAACUGAUAAAUAUGAAAGCCACUGGAGACAGAUUUGGCUCCAUCUGGGUAAAUGUGCAAUAUUGCAAAAAAAUAAAAGAGCAUUGUCGGUGUAUGAUAUUCUUCUUGUGCUCUCAUGUGGGGAAAAACUUGAAGAUGGGAGGUCAAGGCAACAGGCGGCCAGCUGGAAGGCUCAAGGUCUCUCCUUUAAUACGAUUUGAGUUAGUGUGGUGUUUUACAUAGAUUGUUUUCUCCGGUCUCCCACUGGUGACAUUUACCGUUUAAUGCAGAGAAAAUGCAGCUGAGUCCCUUCAGUGUACAUCUACUGAGUUAAUUUGAGGAAAAAUUACCUCAGAAUAACUUACCACCGGUGAAUGGGAGUUGCAUUUUUUGCUGUUAUCUUUGCAGUGACGAAUAACAACAUGUAUUUGUCAAAAUUACAGACCUAUUUUGCAAUAUGUAGCACAAUUUUUCAAUGUACCUGCUCUGCAAAUAUUGUCUUUGAUUUAUAUCAGUGCUAAACAAACUUGUGCAUUUGCUCUGAGUUUGUGUGGUAGGGUCUGUAAAAAGAGAACAAAGAAGACAAGCGAAAAAACAUUACCCCCCUGUGUGUUUUUAAUGAAGUUCCAGUGUAUGAGACGCUGCAUAAAUUACAGUUUUGAGUGCACUGCUAUGAUCAAUUCUUUGACCAGCUGAAUAAUAAUGAUGUUGUGUUUUGAUGCUUCACUGAAUCAUUUCAUCGUAACUAUCAAACCAUCGCUGCAGAUCAGAUACUAUUCUGAUGUCUGGUAGAGAGACACUGGAGCGUUUUUCUUUCUUUUUUUUUUACAGCCCAUUAUUGAAAUGUAUAAUUACCUGCUGGAUGGGGGGAUGAGGAGGAGAGUCUUCAGGGAAGGACAGCAGUGUGGAGAACACAAUGAUUAGGAGUGCUGCAAAGAGGCUGCAUACAGUAGCAUCUCGGCCUUGCUUCAAACUGCAUUAUCUCACUGGCUGAUGUGUUGCUAUAUCACUGUGGCAGUCAUAGUUGGGACAUUGUCGGAUGAAGAUUUGCGAAUACUUUCCUGUUAUGAGUGUGUAUUAAUGUUGUCUAGAGAGGAAGAGAGAGAUUCUGUGGGAUGAGCAGAUCAUCUAAAAGGCUAUUUUUAGCUUUCACUCCUUUAUGAUCUUUCUUAAUAGCUGCUGGAAGAGUUCUCACAGCUAUGUUCGUUAUACAGACUGACGUUGAUAUAAUCCCAAACCCUGUGGAUAUCAAGAUUAGAGGCAAAUUUGUUCCUUUUGUUGUCAUUGUGAAGGCCAAGAUUUGACUGUGUGUUAAACAAGAUGUUCUUUGAAUAUACUGUAUAUAACAAACAAGAUUCCCAUAACGCUGCUGUUAUUUUUUUUUUUUGGUGUGAACCAUUAAAAUGAUGUAAAGGAUGGAAUAGAGCUUGAGCUUUAAGUCAAAUAUAUGUUUGUUUUAACUUCAGCGAUGCUGGUUAUCAGUUUUGACCAGCAAAUGUUCAUCAGGCCCGGCUAAACACAGUAAUGUGGAAUAGGGCACUGGACAGUAAAAACACAAGAUGGUGAGUGAGCAGGUUGCCACAGCAACCGUGUUUCUAGGAGCGCAUGCAUCGUCGCUGCAUAGGAGAGGAGAUGCUCUGCACUGCUAUGGAGCCUUUUUACAAAACACACCGUAUUUUUAGAGGGUAAAAUAUGUGUAGAAAAUGCACCCAAGAGACCGAUUGUAUAAGAUAGUGAUAUAAUUUCACAGUGGUCAUGUAAGAACCAAUAUAAACAAAGAUGUCCUUAUUAAUUUUGUCUCUCUCUUUAAGCUUGUGACUUGAAUCAUAGCAUGGAGCCAUGCUUGAGAACAACGAAUACUUUCUUUUUGGUCUCUUUUUUAUGAGGGAAGCAGCCCUGACUUUAUAAAUUUAGUAAUUUCUCUGAUUUUUAAAGUCUUUUCUGUUUCAAGAAUGUGAUGCUCUCUCAAUCAAAGACACACCUACAAACAGAUAAAUGUUUAGCAAAAGUCAUUGUAAUCCAUGUCAUUUUGUCUCUCAUUAUCUUGGUGUCAUUUUCAAGCGUGAUUCACCUUCCCUUGUGGUCGAGGAUCGUGUCUGAUUGCGUAUAGUAAACAGCAUGAGCACUGCAGUAAAAUUUCAGGAGUCGAUAAUCUUUUCUUAAUAUCUUAAUUGCUAAAUUACUGCUGCUGCCUCAUGAUGGAUUGCGUGAAACUCUGCAUUGACCUUAGGUCUAAAUAAGUCCUUUCAGCAUUUGUAAUUGUAUUCAACAGCAUUUCGUUCUUUCUAAAUUCCACCAAUACGUAUCUAACUUGCCUAGUAAUAUCACAAAGGGGCUUCUGAGACUGUGAUCUUCAUCGGUCUGCUGCAACUCUUGUGACCAGGCUUGAGGUUUUAGCAUUUUGUGGCCAUUUCAGACCAUGACCCAGAUGUUAAGUUCAACCUAUGAAGAAAAUGGCAGCUGACUCACCAGUGAGACUAGAGGCCACAAUUUUAGAGCCACCUCUUUAGAAAAGAAAGCCUGAAAGCAUGUCACGCUGGCGACAGAACAUUGUAAUGUUUUGAGAUUUAAAUUCAGUCCUGGGAAUACAUGCAUGCAUAUGCUAGGCUAAUAUCUUUAAGCUACCCCACAGUGCACUUACGUGACCUCCUUUUCUCUGUUCUUUUCUCUCUUUUUCCCUACAGUGAGAACCAACAGCCUCUGCAGAAACAACACUUUCAAGAGCAACCCCCACCCUAAAAUUUGAUUUUUGGUCUUAUAAUUGUCAUGGGAACAAAAAAUAAAGGGUUCUCUUGAAUGACAUUUUGAAAAGAACAAGGUGUUUGGAAAUGAAGGAAGCAUGAGUGAAGUAAAAUAAGAACCUUUUAAAGAUAAUUUAAGCCUAAAAAAAAAAAAAAAUUCAUUUUUCUCUGAAUCUUUUUAAAUUGUUCAAAGGAGAAUAAUAAAACAGAAUUGGAGCGUACAACAUGAAGAUUAAGAUAAGCACAUAAAUUGCCUUCUUUGGAGGUGACUUAUCAACAUCAGAGCAAAAGGGGUGGGUCAUGACUCAGUUGCCAUGCGUGUUGUCAUGGUGACCAACCCCUGUGCCCCUUCCCCCCUCCUCUGGUUGGUCCAGCUCUUGUUGUGGCUUCACAACCAUGGACCUCAGCUGACGGAGGCAGCACCCCCUUGCCCCACCCUUUGUACCUGCUCCAAUCAGGCGAGCCGUGUCAUCUGUACGAGGAAGAGCUUAGAUCAAGUCCCUGACAGUAUUUCAGAGAACACAAGAUACCUCAAUCUUCAAGAGAACACAAUUCAGGUAAAUAGGAUUUCAUCAUGCUCCUACAUUUUAUGGGAAUAACUUGACAUUUGAUGAUGCUUCAACAUGCCUCUUUUUGUCUCCCCACAAGGUGAUCAAAUCAGACACUUUUAAACACCUGCGGCAUUUGGAAAUCCUCCAGCUCUCCAAGAACCACAUUCGACAAAUCGAGGUGGGAGCUUUCAAUGGCCUUCCCAACCUCAACACACUGGAGCUUUUUGACAACCGUCUCACAGUGGUGCCCUCACAAGCCUUUGAGUACCUCAGCAAGCUAAGAGAACUAUGGCUACGGAACAACCCCAUCGAGACACUGCCGGCGUUUGCCUUUCAUCGGGUUCCCUCUUUACGCCGUCUCGAUCUAGGGGAACUCAGGAAGCUAGAUUUCAUCUCGGAGGCCGCCUUCGAGGGCCUGGUCAACUUACGUUUCUUGAAUCUUGGCAUGUGUGGCUUGAAGGACAUCCCUAACCUUACCCCUCUGGUACGACUUGAGGAGUUGGAGCUGUCAGGAAACCAGCUGGGGAUAGUCAGGCCAGGAUCCUUCCAGGGCCUUGUGUCACUUCGCAAGCUGUGGCUAAUGCACUCCAGAGUGUCAGUCAUUGAACGCAAUGCUUUUGAUGACCUCAAAAACUUGGAGGAGCUCAACCUCUCUCACAAUUCCCUGCAUUCCCUGCCCCAUGAUCUCUUCACGCCUUUGCACCAGUUGGAGAGGGUGCAUCUCAACCACAACCCCUGGGUAUGCAACUGCGAUGUGCUGUGGCUCAGCUGGUGGCUGAAAGAAACGGUUCCCAGUAACACCACAUGUUGUGCUCGUUGCCAUGCGCCCCCAGGCCUUAAAGGAAAGUACAUUGGGGAACUAGAUCAGAGUCACUUCACCUGCUAUGCCCCAGUGAUUGUUGAGCCACCCACUGACCUGAAUGUCACAGAGGGUAUGGCUGCUGAGCUGAAAUGUCGCACCGGGACCUCAAUGACCUCAGUGAAUUGGUUCACUCCAAAUGGCACGUUGAUGACCCAUGGAUCAUACAGAGUAAGGAUCUCAGUUCUUCAUGAUGGCACACUCAACUUCACCAACGUUACCGUGCAAGACACCGGGCAGUACACUUGCAUGGUUACCAACUCUGCUGGAAAUACCACCGCGACUGCCGUGCUCAAUGUGUCCGCUUCAGACCCCAGCAACAGUUACAGCUAUUUCACCACUGUCACUGUGGAAACAGUCGAGACAGUAAGAGGAGAGGAGGAGAACUCAGCGAGACAGUAUAUUAACGAGACCUUCAUAGAUUUCCCUAAUCCUACUGUUCAGAGAGGGGUGUUAGAUGGCCGACCUGGCAUCACUGCGUCUCCUUCUCUCUCCUCUCUAUCCUCACUGUCCCCACGAGCCAACAGAGGUAAUGAGAAUGCAGUGACUGUGUCGAUAAUGGAGGUAACCAAUAUCCCAGGCCUGGAUGAUGUCAUGAAAACAACCAAGAUCAUCAUUGGCUGCUUUGUGGCGAUAACCUUUAUGGCCGCUGUAAUGCUGGUUGUCUUCUACAAACUCCGGAAGCAGCACCAGCUACACAAGCACCACGGCCCUGCCAGAGCCAUCGAAAUUGUCAAUGUGGAAGAUGAAAUCGGAGCUGGGGCUGGGAGCGGCAUUUCAGGUGGUUCAACUAUGAAUUCUGGUACUGGUGGAGAAGGAACCCUGAGGAUACAUCAUCCAGAAAUUGUCAACCUCCCCAACAUUGGUCGCACGGAUACUCUUAAUCAUUACUACAAGACUCAUCAUUUCAACAACAAUGUGAUGGGUCUUAGCAUUGGUCCUGAAGGGAUGGGACCAGGAGGGAUGCUCGGUAACAAAGGCAUGAUGCAAGGCCAGGAUAUCCCCAUCUCCUGUACAACGCUCCCGAUCUCUACAUCGGGCAAUGGCACCAACAACCCCAGUUCAAUGUCCCCUCCGCUGCCAAUGUCUCUGCCCAUGCCUACCAUGGGGUUACAUGGAUCGAUCAAGGGUUUCAUGGGUCAGAGCCAGAACCCCCAAAUGGAGCCUCUUCUCUUCAAGGGGAACUCAAAAGAAAAUGUCCAAGAGACUCAGAUCUAAAAAUCAAAAGUAAGAGUAUAGAGAGAGAGAGGAGAGCAAGAGUUGGAGACAGAGAGGGGAUUGAUGUUGGGUUUACGCGCCGCAUCAUUAGACACUAGUGCAUUGACGUUACACCAGGAGAGAGGAUAGACUGACACGGCGAUACACAAACACAUAGACUUAUCCGUGACAGUGUACUGAGCCAAGGAUUACCACAAUGGGCCACUUGUGUUUGUAGUAAUGAUCAUGGCCGUGGAGAUCAAGGAAUGAACAUUGCUACAAUGUAAAUCUGUGCCAAAGCAAAUGUUUUUUGCAGUUUCUACAAGCUGUGUUCUCAUAGGGAAAACUAGCCUUUCAGAGUAAUCAGUCCCCAAACUGUUGUUGGCGAGCUGAGACGAAAGACAUGCACGGCACUCACCACACUGACGAUCGGAGAUAUUUCAGAACAAAAAUCCAAGAGACAUUUUUCUUCCACACAAAACAAACAAGCCACACUCUCUGUCGAGUGACUCAACAGACUCCCUCAUGGUGACAAUUAUGUAGGCAUAAAUAAAUGGACAAAAAGGUACAGUGCAGUACAAACUACUGUGAAAAAUCCACAAAUUAUAUAAAUAUAUUUUCAUUUAAAUAUGUAUCAUUGCAGACUCCGAUGCAGAGAUAUUUUGGGGUGGAUGUAUAAGCUGGUAUAGUUUGUUUCUUUGUGAAUAAUCAGGGGCGGCGUUUGCUGGAGGUUGGAUUCUAAUACAUGUUUUAAGUUUGGCUACUUCUCAGAAACAUAAGGGCUCAAUUGCAACACUCAUUGUGAAUCUUUGAAUUGGCUUUGUGACAUGAAGUCCAUUUAGGUUGUAGAGCAGUAAAUGCAGAUCUCUGUUUGACAAACUUUUUUCUGUUGCUUCAGUAAUAAUCAUUACAGACUUUUGUGUUCUGAGAGUGUAUUAUGUAUUUUGUAAAAGCCAGCUACUUGGUAUUUGAAUCGACAAUUCUGAUACUUAAAUGCCAGCAUCAAAUAAUGGUAAAAACAAUGUUCCACAAACACUGGAAGGGUGAUCCAAUGCAAAGACCUGUAUGGGUAAAAUAAAGUGUUGACAAUGUGUUAUUUGAACCAGAUCAGUAGCCAGAUAUUUGCUUUUAGACAGAUAUUUGAUAUGACCUCCUUGCUCAUGGUUACCAUAAUCAUGCCAUAAAAUGCUGUCAUAAGGAUGAAUAGACAUCUAUCUAUCUGCAGCAGCAUUCAAGAAGGGAUUAAACAUCCGUCUUAGGAUGAUUGGAGUGAAUGGAAAUGUACAGUAUAUUAAUAAUAAUAAUGUCUGGUUGUAUGACAAUUGUAAGAUCCACAUUUUUACAGUGUAACUUUCAUAUGUUAAAUGCCAUUUACGCUUCUUGCGUUUCAACUAUGUAUUUCUUUAUUUUUGUUAGUUUGAUAUAAUGUGUACAGUUGUCUAGCCAUGUAUCAUUACGUGUGAAAUAAAUCAAUCAUAUAUUGGGUUGUGGCUGGUCGAUAUGGCAACCACAUAAGUGAAGAGUGAGACAUUAUGCAGGCCUCUAUUCUAAACCUGGAUUAAAUGUAUGGUUUGUGGUUAAGCCGUUAGUCAUCUUGAUAAUAAUAGGUGCCAUCUGCACUAUUAACAUGUUCACACAGGCUUUAGUCACUCUCCUAUAGAUGAUCUACAGAGCCCCAUAAUUUUGUGAAAUGGUGUUUUUUAAUAGUAUAAGAUGGCUUUAUUCUUCACAGAAAGCACACUUCCCUGAAAUUAUGCCUAAUAUGCUUUUCUGAUGGUGACUGUUUUUCAUUGCUAGAUUGGUUCUAAAUGAAUUACCUUGUGGAUGGAUGUAAGAGUGUAUUAUCAUGUGGUGCUAAAUGUUUGUUGCAAUUGAGCACAAACUGGUAAUGCAGCCAUCUAGUCCAAAUGAAUAUACCUGAGAUAGCAUCAUCAACAAAACAAUAUCAUUAAGCUAUGACUGUACUCCACCACUGUAUGUGAGUUUAGGAUUGUUUCUCAGUAUACACAGGAGCUGUUUUAUAUCAGUGAUCCUUUUUUUUUUCUUUAUCUGCAACACUCUCUGUAAGGAAAGAGACACAAGGAUAGAAAUACUGGUGAUGAUAAUAUGAAUGAUGAUACAGGACAAGGACCGGCCCAGAUUGUGCUGUCACAAAGGUUAAUCCGUGAAAGGAGCAUUUUCUACAUCAGUGAACACCACGUUUACCCUGCUUUAACCUAUAAAUCUGAUCCCCCCUACAAUUCAUGCUUUCAUAGUGAUCAUAUAGCUCAGGCUGUGUAAAUUUCAGCCAAGUUAGUCUCUUUGUUUGUGAGUCUCAAUCAAAAACUGUUGUAAAUGUAAAUGUGCAGCAGCACCAUAGACAGAUUCAGUGGGCAGGGUUCAAGCGUAGCCCCACUGAGACACAAAUAGAAUAUAAAUGAAGGCUAAAGACACAACAUAUGGCUUCUCCCUUGAUGUGCUACAUUUGGUGGCUCUGCUGUCAGAUUUCAAAGAGCAUACUCGAUACCUCCUUGUGUGCUGCGUAUGGGGGGGAAGCAUUCCUGCAUGUUCACCGUGGAACAAAUCUUCUUACCUGAACAGUUUUAUUGUGAUGGUGACUCAUCUAAUUGGAACAGAAAUGAUGCUUUCAUCCCUCUGGACGUCAGUAACUCUCAAUGUGCAAAGUUAUUGUCAUUAUUAACAUUAGGAGGUAAAGCAGAAGGGUUGUGUUGCAUCUUAGAGUAGCGGGUGCUGUUGUAGAUACAAAAUUUGAUGGGUUUAAAAGGAGGCUUCAGCAUAUGACCUAUUUAAAUGAAGACUGCAAGCUCGGGGAUGGAAAUCAAUAUGUGCAUAUUGGGUGACUGUGCCCCUCUGUAAUACACCGUGGGGAAUUGAUGCAGUUUGGCUACAGAUUAAGUCUAUGAAUAUGAGUAUCAUCUGAACCUAUGUGUGUUGUUAACAAUAGAUGUCUGCAGUCCAGAUGACAUUUCUGGGUUUAUUGGCAGCAAAACGCUUAAGUGAAAAGGAUUACCAUAUGUAAGACAAGACUAGAAAAUGGACUAACCUUUUGGUCCUUUAAAGGUAAGCUGUUCUGUUUGGUAAUACACUGUAAAACAUGAUAGUGUCUGUUUUUGACAGCUUCAGAUUUUUGACAGAAUCAGUAUUAAGCUCUAGAAAAGUUUAGAUCAUUUAAAUACAAGAUAGUACUGAAAAAAUGUCAUGUAGAGUUUUUCUUGGUCCCCUUUUCUUUUACUGUUGUUUAUUUUGGUAUAUGGUAUUAUCAGUUUGGAUCUUUAUGUAUUUUCAUUAAAUGUACUUUUUUCAUGUAUUUAUCAAGGUACACAGUGUGGCAGCAGUGAAUUUCUUCAAUUAUAGCAAGAUCAAAAUGUGCAGUACUUGCACUCAAACGACUGUCACACAAAAAGUUUAUCUUGAUUUUUUUCACUUUCUAACACGUGGCUUUGAUUUGCCACCCACUGUAAGAAAUUGAUUUGCUUUUACAAAAAAACCCAGACUACUUUAAGUAUCUGUUCUGGUUAUCGCUACUAAUUGAACCAGAACUUAAAACUGCUCUGGAGCAACAUAAAGUUACUCAUGCCUCUUGUUGACAAAUGUGAUAGUUUCCACUUUUUGUCCUGUAAAAUUGAAGGUAGUAUUUUACACAAAACCUAAAUUUGCUGUCUCUUAACAGAAAUACUUAUCACUCAUUGUGUGCACAUGCCCCUUCACAGUAGUUAUGAAGAUUAAAAUUUUCUUCAAUGAAAUGAACAGGCUUGUUGCCGAUGGUCUGUUUCGCUUUGGAAGGUCACAGAAAGGCUUCUACAUCAGUUUCAGCCUGUUUCUCACUCAGUUAAAAAUUCCUCACAGUACCUUUAGGUAAAGCUCCUGUGAGAAACUUUGGGUUUGGAUCAAAUUUGGCAUCUACUGUGGGCAGAGUGGGGCCUCUUAUUUUGUUCAUGAUUUUGUCGUGUAGAAAUAUGUGUAGGUAGUUUUUUUUUUUUUUUUUUCACCAAAAUUUCCCCCAUUUCAGAUCCAAAUGUGUUACUUAUCAAGAAUUUUUGCUAUGUACAACGUUAAUAAGCGGUUUUGGUAUUAUGCAAAUCAUCAUUAUGUCCAAUACCUGCAGUUUCAGAUAUUCAAAUGACAAUAUAGAAAUCAGCAGUCUUGUAACUGACGGUCUGAGUUGUAUUUGUGUUUCAUAAAGAGACGUCUCUAUUAAGUCUGUUUGAUUCCCAGCAAAAGACUUAAUGCCUGACAUUUUUAUCAAAGAAAAUGACAGAAGUCUGAGACAUAGCUAUGUUAAAACAAUUUUGUCACUUUUUCAAAAUUAAACUACAAAACAGGGUGAUCAAUUUAAAAUCCACGACUGCUCGACACAUUGGCUUUUGUUUUCCUGCUACGUACCAUUUUUGUAAUAUCUGCUAGCUUGAUUUAAGGGCACAAAAUUUAGCAUUGCAUAAAUGUUGACAGCAAGACAGAAUUUUAAAAAGGGCUAUCAGCUUGCAAACUCUUUUUAAGCCUAAGGCACAAUUUGGGGGAUUGAAAUAACUCAACUUAUCAGUUUCCUAAAAAUGAUUGAUUGGCUUUACCACGUCAUACCAAAAACCUCUAAGAUUGCGUCAUAUCCCUAAAGGUGAGCGCUUAGUUUUCAAGAAAUAAAAACAGUUUACUCCUCUAUUAGUCUUGCUGAUUGAAACCAUAAUAACAAAUUAGUUGAGUAAUUGAUUAAGAGUGGUGGCUGCUGAAGUAAAGUCAAAUUAAUCCAACAAAUUCAACACAACACUAUUAGGUCCUGUAAUCACUACAGCAUGGCAACCGCCUCCAUAAAUCAAAUGGUCCAUCAUGUUACAUUAGCAUAAUUGGACAUUUACUGGCAGUGACAUUUUUUAUUCUUAGCAUAUGCUGUGAAUGUGCGAAUCUGGCAAAUAAAUCAGUUUCUUUUAGAAAAGGCUUUGACUGUUUCCAUGCAAUGCAGAGAAUAUGGCGUCUUUAAAAUCUCAAGUCCAGAUGAUGUGCACGAUCUAAUUUUCAUGCUGGCUGCGGAUGUGCAGCACUGGUGCUCCAUCAAUACAUCAUUAUAUAUCUCUUUUUUUAAAGGGUGGGCAAAAUGAGCUUGAUUCCUCUGCUUCACUGCAUUUAAACUUACUUUAUACCCCGAGGCGAGGUAAAAAUAUACAGACUAUAUCAGAUAUUCACUGUGCUGUGGAAGUCCAACCGACAUUACGCAUCAACAACCUCGAGGGAUUCAUGUAAUAACAAAUGCAUCAGCGAUGGACCAUGACAGCGGAUUUGAAUUAUAUGUUUAGAUAAAAUGUUUGUGGCCUUACAGCAGACGGAUUGUAUAUGAAAUGUCUUUGGGGGAGCUAUGCAAAAAGUCUUUUUCUUGAAUGUAAUUGUGUUUGGCUUGUGCCUGGUCUCUGGAGAUCUCAGCCAUCCCAUGAGACUCUAAGCAGGAGGUUUAAAAGGCCUGUGCAUGCAUAUAGUAAAGACAAUACAGUUGAUUAUGGGAGCAUAGUAUUAUAUUUUUAAAACUGCACCAAAGUAGAAGAAAUACACAACCAAAUGUUCUGUACAUGCUUGAUGUGAGUAAUUUCAGGCAGAAAAGCUACGUGCAUUCUCAGCUUGUGUUUGCAGCAAGCACACGGCUUGGAUUUGCUUUUUCUUUCUAUGCGUAAAAAGUGUAAUGCUUUCAUGUAGUGGGGGGAUGUUAUGUGAGCAAAGAGUGUGUGUGCAGCAGAAAAGAAUGCAUUAAUAUGCACUAAAGAUGAAAGAGAAAUGCUCUAAUACAAACACAUUUUUUCAGGUCUUGGUCUGAAUAUAAUGUGAUGGAGUAGGGUCAUACUGAAUUAGAAAAGGUGGGAUAUUUAAAUGCCAGCUAUACCCACAGGAGGUAUUCUUAUCAUAAUAAAUUCCCCAAACUACUGUGGAUGUAAAGGAAGAAAAGGUUCUGUUUGUAAAAUAGAGCACUCUCCCUGUACAGUGCAUCAUUUUCUGCUUUUGCUGCAGUCAUUUUCUAGAAACCUACUCCGUCUGCACCAUCUUCCCCCUUUUUUUUCCCUGCUCUG
Molecule: messenger RNA, 13178 nt
Organism: Xyrichtys novacula (pearly razorfish)
Lineage: Eukaryota; Metazoa; Chordata; Actinopteri; Labriformes; Labridae
Source: the annotation of a GenBank genome assembly